Messenger RNA from Eublepharis macularius, 960 nucleotides. RefSeq names its product olfactory receptor 4D1-like. The coding region runs from base 1 to 960 and encodes 319 amino acids. Gene Ontology annotation, biological process: G protein-coupled receptor signaling pathway. The record is from RefSeq and is a predicted model, not a curated record. The transcript has a single exon. Gene Ontology annotation, cellular component: membrane. NCBI's taxonomy places the organism in Eukaryota, Metazoa, Chordata, Lepidosauria, Squamata, Eublepharidae. Gene Ontology annotation, molecular function: olfactory receptor activity; G protein-coupled receptor activity.
AUGUCUCGGGACAACCUGACAACAAAAGUGACACACUUUGUUCUGUUAGGUAUCACACAGAACCCACAAUGGAACAUCAUCCUGUUCUUGAUUUUUCUUGCAAUCUACAUAACAGCAUGGCUUGGGAAUCUGAUCAUUAUCUUCACAGUGAUUUUCAUGCAUCAGCUCCACACGCCUAUGUAUUUCCUGCUGGCUAGCCUUGCUGCCACCGACAUUAGCGACGCCACAGUCACUGCUCUCAGGCUGCUGGCAAGCUUUCUCUCAGACCACAAUACCAUCUCCUAUAAUUGGUGUGUCACUCAGAUCUUCUUUUUCCAUUUCACUGCAGGUGCUGCAGAUGGUUUGCUAGUUUUGAUGGCUGUUGAUCGGUACAUAGCUAUUUUCAAACCACUGGAGUAUUUCCUUAUCAUGAAUCGAGAGGUUUGUAUAGGUUUGAUAGCAGGAAUUUUAUUGGGUGGUUUUGUUCACUCCAUUGUCCAGAUUGGAAUUCUUGUUCAGUUGCCCUUCUGUGGACCAAACAUAUUGGACAGUUACUACUGUGAUGUCCCACAACUUGUCAAACUGGCUUGUACUGACACAUACAUCAUAGAACUACUGAUGGUUUCAAACAGUGGAGUACUCCUCAUCAUAAUUUUCCCUUCUCUACUUGUAUCAUAUUCUAUUAUCUUGAUGAAGAUUAGGACUCAUGUUGCAGAGGGCAAGAACAAAGCCAUUUCUACCUGUACAGCACAGAUUGUGGUUCUCAGCCUCAAUUUUGGACCUGCAAUAUACAUGUAUAACCGACCUUUCAAAGUAUUCCCAGGAGACAAAUUUGUUUCAGUCAUGUAUACGCUCGUCACCCCUAUGCUGAACCCAAUGAUCUUCACUCUAAGAAAUACAGAAAUGAAAAAUGCUAUUAGGAAACUCAAAGGGAAAAUUCUGCCUUCGAAUUCUGUCUUCAAGGAAAAAGAUUUUCAUUAG